Messenger RNA from Dictyostelium purpureum, 1310 nucleotides. RefSeq lists its product as uncharacterized. The record is from RefSeq and is a predicted model, not a curated record. NCBI's taxonomy places the organism in Eukaryota, Evosea, Eumycetozoa, Dictyosteliales, Dictyosteliaceae. The transcript is spliced from 3 exons. The coding region runs from base 7 to 1125 and encodes 372 amino acids.
AAAAAAAUGAAUAAAGUAUUUUCAUUACUUUUCUGUAUUUUAUUAUUAAGUCACGUUGCUUUGGGUGACUUUGAUUUCAAUUCCGUUGUUUCAAUUUCAAAGGACGAUGAUGUAGUUCGUGCUUAUGCUUCAGUACAACUCCCAGGUGGUUUUAUUGCUACUGGUGUUUCAGUCGAUGGUUCAUUAGUCGAAGGUGAUGGUGUUAAUGUCGAUACAUCAUUUUUCAAAUUUUCAACUCUUGGUUCAUUCCCAAUUUUACAAUGGUUCUAUUAUCAUGGUUCAGUCAGUGCUGGUGCCGGUGGUUCAAUUGAUAUUUCAACAUCAGCCCUCUCAUCAGCCUAUAUUCCAACCUACGUUAUUGAAUACGUUGAAAAGAACGGUCAAGAAGGUCUCCAAAUUGGUGAAGAUGAUAUUGUUGGUCACAUCAAUCUUGCUAAAUAUACUUAUGAUGUCGAUAUUGAAACCAAUAAACAAGCCACUGGUUUCAAUGUUUACCACAUUACUGCCACCAGUAGCAACGGUCUUUUCCAAAUGAACUUUACUCUUGCUGAUCAACCAGUCGAAGUUGAUGGUAACAGAAUUUCUGCUGAACAAACUAAAAUUGAUAUUGGUAUUUACAACUAUUAUGAUGAUAAAGUCAAUAAAGCCUCAAGCACUAUUCUUUGCAAAGAUUUAGCCUGUGGUUCAACUGGUCCAUCAUCAAACCAAUCAAGCCUUGCUCUCCUCUCAUUCUAUGCUGCUGGUAAAUUCGAUUUAGAUCUUAGUGGUAAUGCUGGUAUCACUGUCCAAAACGACAAUGGUAUCUAUGCUGGUUUCAACUGGGUUAGUAAUGCUAAAGUAACCAAAGAAGACGGCACUGUCAGCGUUUCUGCUAAUGUUGUCACCUCUGUCAAUGGUACUGAUAACCAAGUUUACGGUUCUGCCCAAAUCUCAGGUAUCUUCACCGCUGAUGCUUCACACAAAUUCCUCGUUCAAUCAUUUGAAGGUAUCAGACCAUCAGCUGUCGAAUGGGAUCCAACUAUGGGUGGUGCUAGCGAAAAAUUCCAAAACGAAAACAGUGGUUUCAGAAUUGCCUCAUCAUUUGUUUUAGUUUUAGUUGGUUUAGUUGCUGCUUUAUUACUCUAAAAAUUUUAUUUAUUUAAAAAAAAAUAAUUUUUAAAUUUAUAAAAAUAAGAAACAAAGAUCGAAAAAAGAAUUUAAUAACUUUAAACAAACUAUCUAUUUAUUUAAAUAAAAUUUAAUUAUCAUUUUAUUUUUAAAAUUUUAUUAAAGAGAUAAAGUUUUAAAAAUAAUUUAAAAUUAAUUAAAUC